GAGGGGAACAUGCGCCGACCGACGGUCUCGACCCUGGCGUAAAACGUUCUUGAUUCCGUCAGUCAGUUCAGUCUUGUUCGGGACUUCGGUCAUAACGGUGCUCCUCUUGGAUGCUACGGUUUAAGAUCACAAAUUGAGUCAGUUGAGUGUCUAUUGAGAAUUAGUUUUUCUCGUUCCUUGUACAUAUGCUUGUGAAAAAGUAUCACGGGCAUCUCGAAUUUUGCAUAGUUUCGUCUACGUCUGAACUCUUUUGAAACCUUCACAGCAACACCCGACAAACGUAUCUCGGUCAUGUGUUCUGGCCGAUAAAGGAUUGAUAAGGAGGACGAAUAUUUUUGGAAGUGACAAUUAAAGUUGACGACGGGGGGUCGCGAGGAAUUCGGAAAAAUGACAAACGGCGGAAGUGCGGCGCAGUGCUCGCCGUCCCGUGCGUCUCUGAGUUGUUGCCAGGUCGACAACACCAGUAACGACGACGUGCACGAGGAUAUGUGCGUGCCCAGGAAGAACAAUUACCUCCUGCAGGAGAAGCACUCCUUUCCAAAAAGACCUGAAGUCGAUCUGAGCUUUCACCAUGUUCGGUAUCGCGUUCGCAGAUGGAAUAUUCGUAAACUGGUUCCUGAAACCAGCGAGAUUCUGCACGGCGUGAGCGGGGAAUUCAGGGCUGGAGAGUUGGCAGCCAUCAUGGGACCUUCCGGUGCUGGAAAAUCGACGCUGCUCAACGUUCUUGCUGGUUACACCGUUCAAGGUGUUACUGGAGAAAUCAUGGUGAAUGGCAAGACUCGUGUACCGCAUAGCGAAAGAUGGAGGCGAACUUCGUGCUACAUUCAACAAGAUUCGUGUUUGAGAGCUCGACUAACUGUAGGGGAAGCCAUGAGUAUCGCUGCGCAUCUUAAACUAGGCUAUACCAUUAGCUCGGCAUUCAAACACACUCAGGUUCUGGACCUCCUGGAGAUGCUUGGAUUAAGUCACUGCUACGACACAUUGUGCGGUCAGCUAUCCGGUGGGCAGAAGAAAAGGCUCGACGUGGCUCUUGAGUUACUGAGCAAUCCUUCGGUAUUGUUCCUCGAUGAGCCAACCACUGGUCUCGAUUCGGCCUCGUGCAGUCAGUGUAUUCUUUUACUUCAACGAUUGGCCAAAGUUGAAAGACGUACUGUAGUGUGCACGAUACAUCAACCCAGUGCAUUGCUGUUUGAGAUGUUCGAUUCUCUUUAUGCAGUUGCCUCUGGUCACUGUAUAUAUAGAGGUCCUGUACAGAACCUUCUGCCACAUUUAGCAUCUGUAGGAGUACGAUGCCCACCUUAUCACAAUCCUGCUGAUUUUCUACUGGAAGUAGCAAUCGGUGAAUAUGAAGUAUCAGUGGACAAACUAGCAACUGCUGCUGAAAAAAUGUGGGAAGAUCAAAAAACUAUCAUGCCCGCUCCAAAGUCUCAGCUUCAAUCCAAUACCAAGGAACCUCCACCACCAGCAGGCUUCGUUGCACAGUGUUAUCUUCUGUACAAGAGACAACUUAUGUGCCUGAAGAGAGAUUACACACUCUUGGUGGUUCGACUGAUGUGUCACUUGAUGAUCGGCGUGAUUUUCGGCUACUUGUACAUGGGAAGUGGUUAUAGAGCCAACGGUGUUCUAGCCAAUUAUGCAUACUUGUACGGAUCUCUAUUACUGAUUGUCUAUACCGGAAAGAUGGCUGUGACUCUUGCCUUUCCAAUAGAAAUGCAGAUGUUAACGCGGGAACAUUUCAAUCGGUGGUAUCGCCUAGCACCGUAUUAUAUCAGUAUGCUGCUCAUCGAAAUUCCAUUCCAAGCAGCGUGCGCUGCUACUUACCUUGCUGUCAGUUAUUGGCUAACUGGACAGCCUAUAGAAACUCACCGUUUCAUCUCUUUCAUGGUUGUUAGUAUAGCUGCCAGUUUGACCGCACAGGCAUGGGGAUUCUUCAUCGGUGCGACGACUCCUGUCAAGAUUGCAGUAUUCGCCGGUCCUAUAAUAGCUGUACUGUUCUCCGUGUUUGGCUUUUGCAUUCGUUACAUGGAUACGCCAGCCGGGUUCCGUUGGAUAUUCCAUAUAUCGUACUUUAGGGCUGGCUUCCAUAGCCUGCUGUAUACGAUGUAUGGAUUUGAUAGGAAGGAUCUGAAGUGCGACGAUUUUUAUUGUCAUUACAAGAAGCCCACGAAAUUUCUUACGGAAAUGGAAAUCAGUGAUACUAACGUUGUCAACAACCUGGUGCUCAUAGUUGGUAUCGGUGUUCUUAUGCAUUUACUUACGGCAAGUGCACUCUGGUGUAAACUAAAUAGAAGAUAUUCGUUCGUUCGAUCGCAUAAAAUCGUCAUGACAGAAAAGUUAUCCUUGAGUUUACCAGAUCCGCCGGGAUUUCGUAAAUCAGUCUUAACACCGAAUAUAAGUGGAAAGAGCAACAAGUACUUUAUCAGUGCACCGACAUCACGACAUGUCUACAAAUCUGUCAAUCUUGUCUUUAAUAGUAUUUCCUACAACGUGCGGACUGGACUCUUCAGACAAGGAAAACGAAAAUUACUGCACAACAUAUCCGGAGAUUUCAGAGCCAGCGAACUGACCGCCAUUAUGGGACUCUCCGGGGCUGGCAAAUCUACUUUAAUGGACAUCCUGGCUGGUUUCACGAUUUCCUCGGUCGCGGGAAACGUCCUGGUGAACAGCAAGGAACGAGAUCUCCCGACGUUCAGAAGGUCAUCCGCCUACAUUAUGCAGGACAGUAAACUGCAAUCUCUUCUUACGGUUCAAGAGACGAUGCAGGUUGCAGCUGAUUUGAAAUUGAACCUGUUGCCCCGUGAAAAACUGGAAAAGAUCGACGAAAUUCUCGUAGCGUUAGAUCUUGAGGUUUGCCGUGAUAUUCGCACGAGCGCUCUGAGCGGGGGUCAGAAGAAAAGAUUAGCCAUUGCUCUGGAACUCGUGAACAAUCCACCGGUGAUGUUCUUCGACGAGCCAACAAGUGGACUCGAUAGCGUAUCUGCGAAACAGUGUCUGGGUCUUCUGAAAGCCCUAGCACGAGAAGGUCGUACUGUCAUCUGCACUAUUCAUCAACCUAGCGGAACGUUAUUCGACAUGAUCGAUCAUCUUUAUGUGAUUGCUGGUGGGAAUUGCGUAUACACAGGUGGCACGAGUAACCUGGUGCCAUACUUAGCUAGCCUUGGUCUUCAAUGCCCGUUAUACCACAGUCCUGCGGACUUCCUAUUGGAGAUAUGCCAUGGCGAUCAUGGAAAUCAUUUGUCCACGCUCAUAGCGUCUAUUCAAAAUGGCAAGAGCAACGAGUGGCGCGUGUCAGCUGUUGGUCGAGUUACCAAGAUGGAGGAAAUAAUAGCAGCUGAUCUAACUAAUCCGGCUAAGGCAUCUAAACGUCCAUUGAGUCAUGGGGAACCACCAGGAUUGGAGAAGGAAGGAUUUAAUUCUAGAGACUAUGUCACGGGUUUUUGGAAGCAAUUGUUUGUUUUAUUGAAGAGCAAUGCCAUCAAACUGUCCAGAGAUAAGGUACUCAUGGUUAUGAGGCUCCUUACGCACAUUGUCAUCGCUUUUGUCGUUGGAAUUCUCUACUUUCAAAUUGGUCAGGACGCCGCUUACGUCUUUGACAACUUCAAUCUAUUGUACUUUAGCGUCAUGUUCCUCAUGUUCAGCGCUUUUAACGCCACUAUUAUUACUUAUCCUACCGAGUUACCAAUUGUCACUCGCGAGCAUUUCAAUCGUUGGUACAAGCUUCGAUCAUUCUAUUUGGCUAAUAAAUUAGCCGACUUGCCAGUGCAGAUUGCUGCGGUUUCUACAUUUGUACUGAUAGUUUAUCACAUGACUGGACAACUUCCGGAAGGAAGGAGACUCUGUCUGUAUAUGUUUGUGUGUAUUGUGGUUAGCUUAGUCGCUCAAACAAUCGGCCUUAUUCUAGGAACUGCCAUGAGCCUACAAAAUGGGGUCAUCUUUGGACCGUUUAUUAUUUUACCGUUUAUGAUGUUCAGUGGAUUUUUUGUCCAUCGCAGCGACGCACAUCCUCUAUUUCAAUGGUUGUUUCACACAUCUUUCCUCAAAUAUGGAUUUGAAGGUGUCUUGGUAGCAAUUUACGGGUACGAUAGGAAGAGGAUGGCUUGCUCGAUUGACUACUGCCAUUUUUCACUGCCAACGAAAUUUUUAGAUACCGUCGACAUGCAAGACGUCAAUUAUUGGUUUAGCGUUUCUAUUCUUAUAGGUCUUUACUUUGUACUCAGUCUCAUUGCAUUUAUUACAUUGAGCAUUAGGAUGAAGAGACGCUGGUAAUGUGAGAAGAGAAUACAUGAAAAUAAAUAAUUACUUUAAUUAUGGAAAUUAGUAAAAUGAAAGACGCGGAUUAAGUAUAUCAAAGAGCGUACUUAACAGAACAGUAUGCCAGAAUGAUUUCAACGUCAUUCGAGGAAUGACUAAAAUCAAAAUCUAGUCAUUAAACCGCAGCGGAUCCAAUCGAUUGUACGGUGUACAAUAAUUGUCUAAUGCCAUGGCAUUAAAUUUCUAUAUAAAUCAUUGUGAACUUUUAUAAUUAUAUAUAUAUAUUUGCUCAAUCUUUAUUAAGAUUUAUAUAAAUACACUAUGUAUUUUUGCGUAAUUUUAUACGAACAUUGACAUAUCGUUAGAAAGAUUCUUCGCCUUCUAAACAACUAUCACUAAUGCUCAUAGAGUAUGGCUGUUCGUCCUUUUUAGCUGAAGCUAUAAAGAAAUUAAUUUUUUUUACGAAUCAAGCGUUCAAUAUUAUGGUACUUGGUAUUAAGCUAUGUCUAUUGUCUGGUGUUAGCUAUAGGCUCUUCAAAUGACUCCAUAAUGUUGACGCUAUCUAUGCUUGCGUUUGAUAUCUCAGAACAAAUAUGUUUGAUUCUGUCGAUUUAAAUCAUUUGAUAAUUAUUCGUUUGUGAGAUCGUAAUUAAAGUAUCCUAUAUAGGUACUAUGUAGCUAACAUUACAAUUAAUGACUAAACUUUAAAGACUGUCAUUUUUCGUGAAUGGCAGGUUUAGACUUUUUUUUUGGAAAUCAAUAUUCACUUUUGUACUUAAGAGUGCUUAUAUGUGUAUUGUACUUACGCGUUAACAGGUUUCCUGCCGACAAAAAUGACAACGAAAAAAAGUGGCCCAUUAGGGCUAUAUACAAAUUUAAUAAAUCUAUUUUAAAAUAUUUAUGGGAUAUCACGCUAUAAAUUUCAUUGUAAUAUAAUAAAUAGGACAAGUAUAGAUUCGUACGAAAGAGCUACUUUUUUAUCCGGCUAUAUUACACUUGGAUGCUAAUACAUCCUUAGUUAUUAAAUUGCAUUUUUAUAAAUAUUUAAAAGUAUAUCGGCGAGAAUAAUUGUGAUAUGAAUUUGUUUCAAAUAAUACACAACACUGCCAAAUACAAUAAUAUAUCAAUAUA
This is a messenger RNA of Cephus cinctus (wheat stem sawfly), 5382 nucleotides long. RefSeq names its product ATP-binding cassette sub-family G member 1. The transcript is spliced from 20 exons. Lineage: Eukaryota; Metazoa; Arthropoda; Insecta; Hymenoptera; Cephidae. Gene Ontology annotation, cellular component: plasma membrane. The record is from RefSeq and is a predicted model, not a curated record. Gene Ontology annotation, molecular function: ABC-type transporter activity; ATP hydrolysis activity; ATP binding. The coding region runs from base 388 to 4266 and encodes 1292 amino acids.